GCGUACUUUACCUAUAUUAUCUUUUCCUAUCAAUUCAAUAAUGCAUAUCUUCAUUGAUAACUUGUUUAAUAUAGUAUUUAUACACAAGGACCCAAGCUAUGCAGUAUUCGCUUGAAGUAAAUCAAAUCUGGUGAUCUAUAGUUAUGGCGUUGAAUAUUCUUCUUCUUCUUUCUAGUUUUUUGAUUAUCAUUGAAGCUGCUACCGUAUUCACCGACGGUAUUAGUCCCUCGCUUAACCGUAGUAGUUUUCCAGACGGUUUCAUUUUCGGAACAGCAUCGUCAGCUUACCAGUGUGAAGGUGCGGCAAAUGUUGGUGGCAGGGAACCAAGUAUAUGGGAUACUUUCACUCAUAAUUAUCCAGAAAAGAUAUUUAGCAGAAGCAGUGGAGACGUAGCCAUCGAUGAAUAUCAUCGAUAUAAGGAAGAUGUUGAGAUCAUGAAGGACAUGAACAUGGACGCUUAUAGAUUCUCCAUCUCUUGGUCCAGAAUACUUCCAAGAGGAAAGCUUAGUAGAGGUGUGAACAUGGAAGGAAUUAGUUAUUACAACAACCUCAUCAAUGAACUUCUAGACAAAGGAAUUCAGCCCUUUGUGACCCUUUUUCAUUGGGAUCUUCCUCAAAUACUUGAAGAUGAAUAUGGCGGCUUUCUAAGUUCCAAUAUAGUGAAUGAUUUUCGAGACUAUGCAGAGCUUUGCUUUAAGGAAUUUGGAGAUAGAGUAAAGCAUUGGAUCACAUUAAACGAGCCAUGGACCGUAAGCAAAUUCGGUUAUGGUGAUGGAUGGGCAGCACCAGGAAGAUGUUCACCCUGGCUUAACAAAAAUUGCACAGGAGGUGAUUCAGCUACUGAACCCUAUAUAGUGGCUCACAAUCAGUUACUUGCUCAUGCAACUGCUGUCAAAGUCUACAAAACCAAGUAUCAGGCAUCUCAAAAGGGCUUGAUAGGAAUAACGCUAUCGUGUGACUGGAUAGUGCCGCUCCAUGAUACAGAAUCAGACGUGCGUGCGUCACAGAGAGCCAUUGAUUUCACAUUUGGAUGGUUUAUGGAGCCAUUGACAGCAGGAGAUUAUCCAAUUUCCAUGCGAUCUUUGGUAGGAAGCAGAUUACCAAAAUUCUCUAAACAUGAGGUCAAGCUUGUGAAAGGGUCCUUCGAUUUUUUAGGAUUAAACUAUUACACUGCAAAUUAUGCUACUGAUGCACCUGAAUUUAGUAAGGCUAGACCUAGCUUGCUCACAGAUUCUCAAGUUAUUACUUCAAGCGAGCGUAAUGGAAUACCUAUUGGCCCGAUGACUUCUUCAAUAUGGAAGUCAGUUUAUCCAAAGGGAAUUUAUGACUUGUUGCUCUAUACUAAAACAAAGUACAACAAUCCUUUGAUAUACAUCACAGAAAAUGGUAUAGACGAGCUCAAUGAUCCAAAACUCUCACUUGAAGAAGCCCUUGCAGAUACACCGAGGAUCGAUUACUAUUAUAGUCACCUUCGUUAUCUUCAAACUGCAAUCAAGGAUGGUGUGAAUGUAAGAGGAUAUUUUGCAUGGUCGUUGCUCGAUGACUUUGAAUGGACAUUAGGGUACAUGGUGAGGACAGGAAUAAACUUUGUAGACUAUAAAAAUGGUUUGAAAAGAUAUCCAAAAAUGUCAGCCAUAUGGUUUAAGAAUUUCUUACAAAAGAAGAAACUUAUGCAUAGUGAUUUGCGCUAAGAAGGUGAACUUCGUGAAUGUGUGGCUUAAAUAUGAUUUUUUAACAAUAUUGUUCUAUUGAUACUUUAGUCCUAAUGGAAGAUGCAUUGUCUCAAGAUAUAAGUUUAUUUUGCAAUGAUGGGUUCCUAAAAUGUUAAAUCAAUUUCUCAAGAUGUAAAUGUUAAAUCAAUUACACAACGAUUUCAGGAUAGUUAUUAAAUUCCAAUCAUUUAUUCACACAAUGAUGCACAAGGUCACGACAUAUUCACAUUCGGAUUUUUCAUGGUAUUUGAACACUUCACAAUACACAAUGUGAUGCCCUUACACACUUUUAUGAAACUAUUCUCCACAAAGUUGAUACUAUCUACUCUAGAACACUUUUGAUGAACAUGGUACUAUGUUAUUGUGGAGGUAGACACAUGCAAAUCUUCGUAGACUGCCUUAACUGAUUCUGAGAUCCACGCAGGUGAGACAACAAAGAACAAUAAAGUUGCGCAAUAGCUUAUGGAAAUUGGGAUAUUUCUCCAAAUCACUGAUAACUUUCCGAACAUAUACCCUUGUGAUCUAUCAAGUAGAUCCCAACAAUUAGGCUCCAUACAAUUGUGUUCCUCCAUAUCACUAAUAAG
Molecule: messenger RNA, 2296 nt
Organism: Vicia villosa (hairy vetch)
Lineage: Eukaryota; Viridiplantae; Streptophyta; Magnoliopsida; Fabales; Fabaceae
Product: beta-glucosidase 12-like
Exons: 13
Coding region: 144-1691 (515 amino acids)
Biological process (GO): carbohydrate metabolic process
Molecular function (GO): beta-glucosidase activity
Source: RefSeq, a predicted model, not a curated record